AUGGUGGAACAAGAGGAUGAGCUCUUGUUAAUGACCUUUUUGGAACUCAAAGAAGGAAAGACAGAUAAGUGGUUUCUAGAUUCUAGAUGCAGUAACCACAUGAGUGGGAAUAAGGAUUGGUUCUCAAAAUUAGAUGAGAACUUUCAUCAUAAAGUAAAGCUUAGCAAUGAUACCCGCAUAGAUGUGAUGGGAAAAUGGAGUGUUUGGAUGUUAAGCCCCACAUCGCUUCACAAGAAACCUCAAUUAAAUCGGAAACCUUCUUUACAAAUCUCUCUCCCCAAAAAGGCCGAGUGGAUCCAAUUUGGGAAACCGGAGAACCAGUUGGAGAAGAAGCACUACAGAGGAGUCCGCCAGCGACCUUGGGGAAAGUUCGUCGCCGAGAUCCGCGACUCGAACAAGCGCGGGUCGAGAGUGUGGCUUGGAACCUUCGGCACCGCCAUCGAGGCCGCCAAGGCCAACAACCGUGCUGCCUUCAGGCUCUGUGGCUCAAAGGCCGCCCUCAACUUCCCGCUCGAAGCAGGCGCGGUGGAUGCCACAGUCAAGGCCGAAGGCGAAAGGACGCGGCGACGCCAGGAGGAGGAGGUAGAGGAAGUGAAGCUGGUGGUGAAGAAGGAGAAAACAACAGAACAGGAGGUGAACUGUUUUCGGGAGAUGUCGUUAACGCCUAAGGUUGAAGAUGAUCAAAGGUAA
Vigna umbellata (rice bean) is the source of this 690-nucleotide messenger RNA. NCBI's taxonomy places the organism in Eukaryota, Viridiplantae, Streptophyta, Magnoliopsida, Fabales, Fabaceae. The record is from RefSeq and is a predicted model, not a curated record.